Messenger RNA from Pelagomonas calceolata, 3080 nucleotides. The record is from the annotation of a GenBank genome assembly. NCBI's taxonomy places the organism in Eukaryota, Pelagophyceae, Pelagomonadales, Pelagomonadaceae.
CACUCACGGCGCUCUUUGCUGCGCAACGAGCAGCGGCAGCGAAGAGACUCUUUAACAUGGACGAUGCUGCCAGCAGCGAAGCCGCCGCGCCGGCCGCUGCCACCGAUGCCGCCACCACUCAGGAGGCACCGCAGCGCGCGGACGCGGACGUGACGGACCUGCUCACGGCGGAGCUCGACGCCGCGGUGGCAGCGGCCGCGCCGCAGCGCACAGACUCCACGGACGUCCUCACGGCGGAGCUCGACGCGCUCCUCGCGAUGCCCGCGCCAGAGACCGCCGCGCCACCCGCGGCCAAGCCGCCACCACCGCCCCAAGACGCCGCCGCCGGCGACACGGAACCGCUCGCGGGCCGCGGCCAGUGGGUCGCGUUCAGCGUAGCCAACGCGUACGCCGCGAAGCAGCAGGGCGCCAUGGCGGCGUUCGCGCGCAAGGCGCCCGAGGCGCGCGACGUGCGGGCGCUCAUGGACGGCGAGGCGCCCUGGGCGUCCGAGACGCACCCGCGGGUCGCCCUCGGCGCCGAGGGGUCCCUCGACGCGAGCUUCAAGACGUGCGCUUAUGUAAGAUCGGACGGCGGCGGCGACGAGCGGCUGCGGGUGGAGGUGCGCGCCAAGGCGCCGGGCGGCGACGACGCGUCGAUCGGCGCGGCCGAGUUCUCGCGCGACGAUCUAGUACGGGCGCGCGACCCGGUGGUGGCCCCGCUCGCGCCGGGCGCGGGCGCCUUCUGCCGCGCGACGCCGCUCGGCCCCGACGAGGUCCUGGACGCGGCGGCGCGCCGCGCGGGCACGGCCUGCCUGCGCCAGGCGUUCCUGCUGGACGACGGCCGCGUCCUGAGCGAGGCAUGCUGCGAGAGCGUCGGCGCGCACGAGAUCGUCCGGGACGUGCUCAAGCCCGUCGCCGACGGCGCGACGCGCGCGGCGGCGGCGUGGCUCGCGCGGGCGGAGCGCGAGCGCGUCGUCCGCUGCGCGUUCGCCGACGACGACGACGCGAGGGCGCACGGCGCGCGCAAGCUGCGCGUGGCCGUCUUGGGCGCGCGCGGCGUGACGCGCGCGGCGGCGGCCGCCGGCGGCGGCGCGCCGCCGGCCGACGUCAAGGCGAACCUCGCGCGGCUCGGGCGGUCGGCCUUCGGGUUCGCGCGGCGGCUGCGGAGCGGCGACCUGCCGAACCCGCUCGGCGCCGAGGACGCGGCGGCGCCGGCGCCCUUCGUGCGCGUCGAGGUGGAGCGGGACGGCGCGCGGACGCGCCUGGGCCGCACGAACACGGAGUACGCGUCGGUAGCGCCGUCGUUCGGAGCCAAUGCGCGCGCGGAGCGGAGCUGCCCCCACGCGGCGCCGCGGACGGCCUUCGAGGCGGAGGAGGGCGCGGCACGGCUCGUCGCCGGCUCGGACCUGUCGCCGCUGGGCGUCGCGCCGGUCCUCGAGGCCUACGCGCCCGCGGCGGGCGCGGGCGCAUCGCUGGUCCUGACCCUGCUCGACGAGCGCUACUCCGUCGAGCGCGGCGUCGUCGGCGAAGUUAUUGGCGAGGCGCUCGUUGAACUGCCCGCCCCGAGCGCGGGGCCGCCGGCGCCGGCGUGGGUGCCCGUCGGCGGCUCCGGCGCCGAGGUCUUCGUGGCCGUCCACGUCGUGGCGCUCGAAGGCGCGGCGGCGGCGGCGCUCCCGGACGGCGGGGAUGAGGACGACCUGCGCGCGUGGCUCGGCGCCGCCGCGCCGAGCCACGCGCCCGCGGCGGCCCGGGACCACGGCUGGAUGCGCCGCCACGGCGAGGCGCUCGCGGCGACGGGCGCGCGGCUCCGCAGGCUCGCGGCCGAGGCCGAAGCGCAGGCGCUGGCCGGGCGGAGCUGCUUCAAGUCGUCGACACGUAAGGGCGACGCCGGCGUGGCCGCUCAUGCUACUAACGUGCACGCCUAUCUGGCGUCGGUGCGGGGCGUCGAGGGCGGCGCGGCGCUCCUCGCCAUGUGUACGGCUGGCGCGCCCGCCGCCGCCGCCACGCUGGGCUCCGACGGCGGCGGCCUCCUGCGCCUGCAGCGGGGAGCCUCCGGGGGCGACGAGACGGCGGCGGCCUACGCGACGCGUAGAGCGCUAGUCCUCGCGCAAGCCUUGCAGGUCCUCGCCCAGGCGCUGCGCGCCAAGGUCGCCGCGCUUCUCGCAAGCCCGAGCACUGCGAAAGAGGUCUGCAAAAGCUGGCGCGAAACGGGCACGGAUGUCGUCUUCCUUUCCCUGAUAUCGACGGCGGGCCGCGAGCUCGCGAUGCUAGAGGACGUCGCCGGCAUCGUCGACGCGCUGCAGGACGUCAACGUUGAAAUUUCCGGCGGCUUCGGCUACGACCCUAGUACAAGGACGCUGGGCCUUGGUAUGACGGGUGUCGACGGCCUCGGGCUCGAGACGUUUCGCGCGUCGGUCGUGCUCGUGGCGCAGGGCCUCGACGUCCGCCAGUCGCUCGCGCACUCGCAACAGACGGCGAAGGACGCCAUGAGCUCGUUCCUCGCGACGGCGAAGACCGCGGCGCAAGACGUGCGCCAAAAAAUCGGCGGCAGCAGCGCCAACGGCCCCGUGGCGGCGCCAGGCGCGCCUCCGCCGCCGUCGGACGACGACGCGCGGCGGCUCCAGAACACGCUCAACCGCGCGGCGGCGCAGCGCCUCGCGGCGCGCGCGGAGUUGCUAGGGGACGGCGGCGCGAGCCGUCACUAUGCCGCAGCUGUCGAGCGCGAGAGCGCCGCGCUCGCGUCGGGCGCGUUCGAGAAGCACUGGACGAUCAUCGUCGAGGCCGAGCGCCUCGCGCGGCGCCUCGACCUCCCGCUCGCCGUGUUCUGCAAGAGCGGCAAGGACCGCACGGGCAUGGCGGCGACGCUCGCGGCGGCCGCCUUCUGCGGCGAGUUCGGCCGGGACAACGAGCAGAUCGUCCUCGCGACGGCGAACCUUUUGCGCGCCCACGGCACACGCAUUCUGAUAUGCGAGAAGAAUACUGGUAGGCGGCGCUACGCGUUCAACGCGUUCCAGCGCGAGUUCCUGCCGGCGCCGUUCAGACCGCCGCCGUCCACCAUCGAGGACUUGGCGUCGUCCCUGAUCCAUCGUGACAUGUCGUGA